This is a messenger RNA of Moesziomyces antarcticus, 2943 nucleotides long. Its product is annotated as glycosyltransferase family 39 protein. Lineage: Eukaryota; Fungi; Basidiomycota; Ustilaginomycetes; Ustilaginales; Ustilaginaceae. Gene Ontology annotation, molecular function: dolichyl-phosphate-mannose-protein mannosyltransferase activity. Gene Ontology annotation, biological process: protein O-linked glycosylation via mannose. Gene Ontology annotation, cellular component: endoplasmic reticulum; membrane. The transcript has a single exon. The record is from RefSeq and is a predicted model, not a curated record. The coding region runs from base 1 to 2943 and encodes 980 amino acids.
AUGGCCUCUCUCGGCCAGACAGCCGGCGGCAUGCGCUCUCGACAGCAACACGCUGCCGCUGAACUGCCGCCGCCGCCGCCGCCGCCUCACUCCGAGAAGCCUUCGCUCUACACCAGCGGCACGCAGCUCGGAUCAGCCAACAACGACUCCACUCGGACAAAGUCGGGCAAGCUCUACUCGAAUCACGCCAACAUGCACACCACCGGCCUCGGCCUCGGCAUCGGCGCCCAACCAGGCGCAUCCGCUGCGGCCACCAACGUCGUCUCGGCCAAGGAGCAUCGCAUCAUCGCCGCCCUCGUCAUCGUCGCCCUCGUCGUCCGCAUGUACCGCCUCGGUCAGCCCUCGAGCGUCGUCUUUGACGAGGUCCACUUUGGCGGCUUUGCGUCCAAGUACAUCCACGGCCGCUUCUUCAUGGACGUCCACCCGCCGCUCGCAAAGCUCCUCAUCACCCUCGCAGCCUGGCUCGGCGGCUUCAACGGCGACUUUGACUUUAAGGACAUCGGACGCGAGUAUCUCCAUGGCAAGGACACGCCCGUCCCCUAUGUCAUGAUGCGCGGCCUCAACGCCCUCCUCGGCGUCGCCACCGUUCCGCUUGCCUACCUCACUCUCCGAGGUCUCUCCCUCCGCGCCUCCACAGCCACGCUCGGUGCGCUCUUUGUCCUCUUUGACAAUGCGCUUACCGCACAGAGCCGCCUCAUCCUCCUCGACUCCAUCCUCGUCUUCUUCACCGCGCUCACCAUCUACUUGUGGGUCGCCUUCUGCAACGAGGAGAAGCGCGCGCCCUUCUCGCUCCGUUGGUGGUCGCUCCUCUCGCUCACCGGUCUCAGCCUCGGCGCCGUCGCGAGCUCAAAGUGGGUCGGCCUCUUCACCAUCGCCACCAUCGGCAUCUCGGUCAUCGCACAGCUCUGGGAGCAUCUCGGCAACGUUCGCCAGCCCGUGCGGGUGGUCGCGCGUCACUUUUGCGCACGCGCCAUCUGCCUCAUCGGCCUGCCCAUCCUCGUCUACCUCUUCACCUUUGCCAUCCACCUCGGCCUCCUCCAUCGCAGCGGCGAGGGCGACCCCUUCAUGAGCAGCGCCUUCCAGCACACGCUGCACGGACACGGCAUGGCCGACACCUUUGCCGACGUGGCGCUCGGCUCCACCGUCGCCAUCAAGCACCUCAACACCCAGGGCGGCUAUCUGCACUCGCACACCGCCGUCUACCCGGCCGGCAGCCAGCAGCAGCAGAUCACGCUCUAUCCGCACUCGGACGACAACAACAACUGGCUCAUCGUCAAGGCGCCCGGGCCCGAAGACCCGGCUCCCAAGCUCGACGACAAGGGCCAUCCGCUGCGCCCCGAGGACGAGGUGAGCCGCUUCCACCAGGAACCCAUCCGCUACCUCACCCACGGCAUGGAAAUCCGCCUCAUCCACAACGCCACCGACAAGCGUCUGCACAGCCACGACACCAACCGCCCACCCGUGACCGAGAGCGACUACCAGAACGAGGUGACCGCCUACGGCUUCGAGGGCUUCGGUGGCGAUGCCAACGACAACUUCCACGUGGAGAUCGUCCAGGGCGACAAGCGCGACCGCCACUCGUCGACGCGCGUGCGUGCGCUGCGCACCCACUUCCGCCUGCGCCACACGCUCACCGGCUGCUACCUCUUCUCGCACAAGGUCACGCUGCCCGACUGGGGAUUCGGACAGCAGGAGGUGACGUGCAACAAGAACCCCACCAUGCCCAACUCGCUGUGGUACGUCGAGACCAACACGCACCCGCUGCUCGAGCAUCCCAAGGAGGCAAACGCGCACAUCGACCGCGUCAACUACCGCCGUCCGUCGUUCCUGGAGCGCUUCUGGGAGCUGCAGAACGUCAUGUGGGAGACCAAUGCCGGUUUGACCGACCGCCACGCCUACGACUCGCGCCCGCAGACCUGGCCGCUCCUCAAGCGCGGCAUCAACUUUUGGACCAAGGACCACCGCCAGAUCUACCUGAUUGGCAAUCCGUUUGUGUGGUUCGGUGCCUUCGCCUCGGUGCUCGCCUACCUCGGCGCACGCGGCCUGCUCAUGCUUCGGGCGCAGCGCGGCUUCGGCGAUCUCAAGGACAGCCGCGUGCGCUUCUACGAUCAGACGUGCGGAUUUCUCGUGCUCGGCUGGGCGCUGCACUAUCUGCCGUUCUUCCUGAUGCAUCGCCAGCUCUUCCUGCACCACUACCUGCCCGCGCUCUACUUUUCCAUCCUCGUCGCCGCCGUCGUGCUCGACUUUGCCACCUCCACACUGCGGCCGCGCUUCCGACUGAUCGCCAGCGUCGUCGUGACCGUCGUGGUGCUCGCCGGGUUCUUGCGGUAUACGCCGCUGACCUACGGGUCGGACUGGACGCUGCAGGCUUGCGAAAAGGCGCGCUGGAGGAAGGGGUGGGACUUCAACUGUGCGCAGUUCCCACGCGAUCUGGUCGAGUUUAAGAACUUCCCGCCGAGCGUACAGACGCUCGAGUGGGCGCAGGGCAAGGACGCGCCACAUGCGGCGCUGGUCGACGCGAGCGCGAAUGUGACGCAGGAGGUGGGCGCCGGGGUGGCUGAGCCGGGAAGGCAUGCGUUUGACCAUGUGCCCCUGCGUGCCAUGCAGUCGUCGGCAGCCGAGGCGUACCAGCAUCUCAAGGACGGACUCCAGCACGAGGUCGAGUACGUCAAGGGCAAGGUCGGGUUGGGCGCAGCGGUUGAGCACGAUCCAGUGGCGGCGGGCAAGGCGGCUGAUCCGGCGGGUCUGGAUCAGCAGCAGAUCGAGCAGGUGAUGCUCGAAGGAACCGCACCCGUGGUCAAGGACGCUGCGGCAUCGGCGGCCUCGUCGGCUGCACCGCACGAGCCGAGCUCGGCAGCACAGCUCGACGCUCAUGCGGACCAAGAGGCGCACGAGGCCGCCGACGUCGUCCAGGCCGACCGCGAAUCGCCCCUGCACGACUAG